Molecule: messenger RNA, 1248 nt
Organism: Penicillium canariense
Lineage: Eukaryota; Fungi; Ascomycota; Eurotiomycetes; Eurotiales; Aspergillaceae
Exons: 2
Coding region: 1-1248 (415 amino acids)
Source: RefSeq, a predicted model, not a curated record
AUGCUUCUCCAACUUCCAGACGAAAUACUUUGGCACAUCUCCAGGGAACUGGAAGACCAACAUGACCGCCUCCAUCUGGCCACCUCAUGCCAACGGCUCUAUGGCACGCUGCGCUCAACCAUCUUCUGGGAGGUCGCACUAUGCACUUAUCUACCGGAAAGUCUAGACGAAAUCGAUCAAGUGUGCCAGUUCUUGUACACUAUCGUCCGAGACCCUAAGCUAGCAAGCAUGGUGCACGUGCUAGACCUAGGAUGCUGGCAAACCAAGAGCACCCGUGACGAUGAGGGUUCUCCCGACGACUUUGACUUUGACCGUGAUCUCAUGGAGAACCUCGUUCGCGAAGCGACCAGUGACGGGGACUACCGAGAGCAAUGGCUUGAGGAUCUCGCAGCCGGAGUCACAGAUGCCUGGCUCGCGCUGCUCAUCCCUAGGCUGACCAACCUGUGCGAAAUUAGCUUUGUCUGGCCUUCCGGCGCGGACUAUUUCCCUGCCAUGCGGUAUCUAGGCGGCUUCCGGGUAUAUGAAUCAUCCAUUGACGAAGAUAGAGGGGAAGAUGAUGAACUCGACAAAAAGCUCUCGGUCAAGAUUGAUCCUGGUAGUUCAAGUAUUACCGACAUCGUCGUGAAAGUGUGCGACGCGGCCGACGGAAUGCACGCCUGGAUACGAGGCUGUAAGGCGCUGACAUCCUUCCGGUUAACUAUGGACAGCUUAGUCUCAUAUGCGCCGCCUAACAAGCGAAAGCUUUACAAGGCUCUUUCCGUCCAUAAGGCGGUUUUGGAGGCGAUCUCGAUAAGCAACGUCCCGGAUAGUAUUGAGGACGAAAGCACAGACUCGUUUAUGGGGCCCUUUGCAGACUUUAGUGCUUUGAAGGUUCUACACGUCGCCUGCGCAGAUAUCGUAGGCUUGGAUAAUGAGAAAAGACCGAUGCGGAGCCUAUCGGAUGUGCUCCCCUCCUCGCUAGAGACGUUAUCCCUCUGCGUCUUGGAUGGAGAUUUGUUUGGGUGGGUGAUCAAGCAAUGCGAACUCUUACUGGAUUCAAAUGUCUGCCCGCAGCUUGAGAGUAUCCGGCUCGAAAGCAGGGCCAUCAGUGAUCCCACAGAGGCCCUCAAGGCGAAGGAGCUGAAGCGUCGAUGUCAAGAUGAAGGUAUCUCAUUCCGGACAUUUGAUGUUGAAAGAUGGGAGGUGGAAAGAAAGGUGAUGCGUUACUGGGACUCCGUUUGGCCUAUCGAUCACGUAUUCGAUCUAUAG